AUAGUGUUAAUGGUGAGGCAAAAAGCUCACUCAACUCCACUCUCUCUGUCUUCUUCUGACUGAUAUAAUAACUCAAUGCAUUCAUCACUCAUUCAAUACUCCCUUCCAAAUCAUCUUUUUAUUAAACCAAAUCACUUUUUAUUUAUAUAGGAGUAGUAAUUAUAAUUAUGAACAAAUCUAUUUAGCUAUCUAUAGACUAUAUAUAUGUAUGGUAAGUAAAAGGUUUCCAUAGUUGGGAGUUGUGGAAGUUAUAAAUGGAAAGAAAACAAGGUGGUGAAGAAAGGGUGCAGAACUCAAAGAUUACUAUAAAUGGAGAUGAUGAGAAUCUGUCUUUGCUAAAGAGAGAAAUUGCAUGCCACUCUUUGUUUAGCCUCAUGGUUGAAUCUCACCUCAACUGCUUGAAGCUAUGUUUAGGUAAAAUGGAGAAUAAUGAAAUAAAUAAUCCAAGUGCUGCACUUCCAAACCAGCAUGCCAACUUAUUCACAGCUGAUCGAUCAGAGUUGGACAAGUUUAUGGAGGCAUAUUGUGUGACUCUAAAGAAGCUAAAAGAAGAAAUGGAGGAACCUCAACAAGAAUCUAUGGAAUUCAUUAAUAUAAUGUAUUCUCAACUUGAUGACCUUCUACUUGACACUCCUUCCUCCAGAGGCAGCGAAACUCUAAGGUCGGACGAAGAGUAGAAUAAUAUUAAGUAGUUAUAUCAAAGGUUUGCAAUCAAAUUCAGACAAAAAACAAAAAUAGAUUAUGUUUCGGAUCCAGAGUUGAAGUUUUAUGUCUUGGUGGAUUGAUUGACUUGUGGAACUGAAACAUGUCCUGUAACUAUAACUAUUUUGGUUUAUUUUAUUGUAUUGUAGUAUUAUGUUUGUGUUUCUUCCUUCCUAAA
This is a messenger RNA of Salvia splendens (bonfire salvia), 880 nucleotides long. RefSeq names its product homeobox protein knotted-1-like 6. The coding region runs from base 255 to 677 and encodes 140 amino acids. NCBI's taxonomy places the organism in Eukaryota, Viridiplantae, Streptophyta, Magnoliopsida, Lamiales, Lamiaceae. Gene Ontology annotation, molecular function: DNA binding. The record is from RefSeq and is a predicted model, not a curated record. Gene Ontology annotation, cellular component: nucleus. The transcript is spliced from 4 exons.